GGCCGGCGGGCCGUGGCCUAAAAGGCGGCCGGGGCUGGGUUACUGACGCAGCUGCUGGCGGCAGGCGGCGGGCGGAGCGCACACUUCUCGCUGGGCUGCGGCUCCCGGGUGUCCCCCGCCUGGCCGGUGCGGAGAGCAUGGCGGGUGCGGGCCCGAAGCGGCGCGCGCUAGCGGCCCCGGCGGCCGAGGAGAACGAAGAGGCGCGGGAGAAGAUGCUGGCCGCCAAGCGAGCUGACGGCGCGGCGCCGGCAGGCGAGGGCGAGGGCGUGACCCUGCAGCGGAACAUCACGCUGCUCAACGGCGUGGCCAUCAUCGUGGGCACCAUCAUCGGCUCGGGCAUCUUCGUGACGCCCACGGGCGUGCUCAAGGAGGCAGGCUCGCCGGGGCUGGCGCUGGUGGUGUGGGCCGCGUGCGGCGUCUUCUCCAUCGUGGGCGCGCUCUGCUACGCGGAGCUGGGCACCACCAUCUCCAAGUCAGGCGGCGACUACGCCUACAUGCUGGAGGUCUACGGCUCGCUGCCCGCCUUCCUCAAGCUCUGGAUCGAGCUGCUCAUCAUCCGGCCUUCAUCGCAGUACAUCGUGGCCCUGGUCUUCGCCACCUACCUGCUCAAGCCGCUCUUCCCCACCUGCCCCGUGCCCGAGGAGGCAGCCAAGCUCGUGGCCUGCCUCUGCGUGCUGCUGCUCACGGCCGUGAACUGCUACAGCGUGAAGGCCGCCACCCGGGUCCAGGAUGCCUUUGCCGCCGCCAAGCUUCUGGCCCUGGCCCUGAUCAUCCUGCUGGGCUUCGUCCAGAUCGGGAAGGGUGACGUGUCCAAUCUAGAUCCCAAGUUCUCAUUUGAAGGCACCAAACUGGAUGUGGGGAACAUCGUGCUGGCAUUAUACAGCGGCCUCUUUGCCUAUGGAGGAUGGAAUUACCUGAAUUUCGUCACAGAGGAAAUGAUCAACCCCUACAGAAACCUGCCCCUGGCCAUCAUCAUCUCCCUGCCCAUCGUGACGCUGGUGUACGUGCUGACCAACCUGGCCUACUUCACCACCCUGUCCACCGAGCAGAUGCUGUCGUCCGAGGCCGUGGCCGUGGACUUCGGGAACUAUCACCUGGGCGUCAUGUCCUGGAUCAUCCCCGUCUUCGUGGGCCUGUCCUGCUUCGGCUCCGUCAAUGGGUCCCUGUUCACGUCCUCCAGGCUCUUCUUCGUGGGGUCCCGGGAAGGCCACCUGCCCUCCAUCCUCUCCAUGAUCCACCCACAGCUCCUCACCCCCGUGCCGUCCCUCGUGUUCACGUGUGUGAUGACGCUGCUCUACGCCUUCUCCAAGGACAUCUUCUCUGUCAUCAACUUCUUCAGCUUCUUCAACUGGCUGUGCGUGGCCCUGGCCAUCAUCGGUAUGAUCUGGCUGCGCUACAGAAAGCCCGAGCUUGAGCGGCCCAUCAAGGUGAACCUGGCCCUGCCCGUGUUCUUCAUCCUGGCCUGCCUCUUCCUGAUCGCCGUCUCCUUCUGGAAGACACCCGUGGAGUGUGGCAUCGGCUUCACCAUCAUCCUCAGCGGGCUGCCCAUCUACUUCCUCGGGGUCUGGUGGAAAAACAAGCCCAAGUGGCUCCUCCAGGGCAUCUUCUCCACGACCGUCCUGUGUCAGAAGCUCAUGCAGGUGGUCCCCCAGGAGACAUAGCCGAGUGGCCGCUGGAGGAGCAUGCGCAGAGGCCAGUGAAAGCAGCUCACCUCCUCGAACCCACUCUGGUUCCCUGCAACCCACAUCUCAGCGGCGCAUCCCAGUCCCUCACCGUCCCUCCCAGGUCGGGCAGCGGAGGCUGCUGUGAAAACUCUGGUACGAAUCUCGUCCCUCAGCUGAGGGCCAGGGACCCAGGUGUGCCCGUGCUCCUGCCCGGGAGCAGCUUCUGGUCUCGUUGGGCCCUUUUUCCCUGCCCUCCUUUGUUUACUUGUAUUUUUUUUUUUUAACUUAAAUUUUGACACCACUAAGAUCAUGAUUUUUUAAGGAGCUGGGGAAGGGUGGGAGCCUUCCUUUCUCCUGCACACUAUGUGCCCCAAGGGACCAGACCCUGGGUGAACAGAGCUACUGAGACUUGGAACCUCAUUGCUACUACAGACUUGCACUGAAAGCCGCACAGCUGCCCAGACACAUGUGCUUGUGACAUUCGUGAAAACCAGCCCUGCGGGCUUAUGUCUCUGCCUUAGGGUGUGCAGAGUGGAAACUCAGCUAUAGGGUGGCACUGGGAUGGGGGUGGGGGAUCCAGGCAAGGUGGGUGAUUCCAGAGCUCCUCCCAGGAGGUGCUUGAGGCCCCGUUGGACUCCUGACCAUAACCCUAGCCCCGAGACACCAUCCUGAGCCAGGGAACAGCCCCAGGGUGGGGCGGGGGGUGCCGGCAUCCCCCCUAGCUCACCAGGCCUGGCCUCUGGGCAGUGCGGCCUCUUGCUAUUUCUGUGUCCAGUUUUGGAGGCUGAGUUCUGGUUCAUGCAGACAAAGCCCCUGCCCUUCAGUCUUCUAGAAACAGAGACAAGAAAGGCGGACACACUGCGGCCAGGCACCCAAGUGGGCGCCCACCCUGGGCUCCACACAGCAGUGUCCCCUGCCCCAGAAGUCGCAGCUACCCUCAGGCUCCAAUGCAUUGGCCUCUGUACCACCCAACUCCCCGCCCAGCAGCCCCUUCUGGCUGGUGCUGGGUUCCCACUCCCGGCCAAGGCACCUCCCCACUCUGUCACCCUCACUUCCUGUCCUGGUCCUGACGCCCACUGUCUAGGAGACAGAGCCAAGCACUGCUCAUCUCUCUGCCUCGUGCAUUUGGAGGCCCCAGGCUCUCACCUAGCCCUCACCCUCCUGCAGAGAGGGAACUAGCGCACCCCCCGUUUCUUUUGUUCCCGUGAAUUUUUUUCCCUGUGGGAGGCAGCCGAGGCCUGGCCAGUGCGGCCCACUUUCCUGAGCUGUCGCUGCCUCCAUGGCAGCAGCCAGGGACCCCCAGAACAAGAAGACCCCACCAGGCCCCUCCUGAGCUCUGGGGGGCUCUGCCUUCUCAGGCCCCGGGCUUCUCUUCUCCCCAGCCAUAGGUGGAGCCAGGUGGUCCAGCAUCACUCCAGUGCUCAGCUGUGGCUGGAGGAGCUGGCCUGUGGCACAGCCCUGAGUGUCCCAAGCCGGGAGCCACUGGAGCUGGACACGGCUUCACUGACCAGCGGCUGCCCAAGCCGCAAGCUCUAAGCAAGUGCCCAGUGGAGCCUGCCGCCCCUGCCUGGGCACCGGGACCCUGUCACCAUCCACUGGGCGCAGAGAAACCCGAUAAACAGUUUGGGGACCCAAGACCAGAUGUCCGUCUCUCUUGCUUGAGGAAUGAAGACCUUUAUUCACCCCUGCCCCAUUGCUUCCUGCUGCACAUGGACAGACUUCACAGCAUCUGCCCAUAGGACCUGCAUCCUUCCUGGGGCCGAAUUCCACUCAUCCAAGGGACAGCCCACGGUCUGGAGGCCGAGGACGACCAGCAGGCAGGUGGACUGACUGUGUUGGGCAAGACCUCUUCCCUCUGAGCCUGUUCUCUUGGCUGCAAAUAAAGACAGUAGCUGGUGGCCCGCCUGCCUGGCACAUUGCUGUGCGAAUCCAGGAGGCAGUGGACAUUGUAGGCGGCCACGGCCCCGGGUCCAGGAGAGGUGCUCCCUGGAGGCACGCACCACUGCUUCCCACUGGGGCCGGCAGGGCCCACGCACGACGUCAGCCUCUUCCCUUCCCGCCUCAGCUAGGGGUCCUCAGGAUGCCGUUCUGUUCCAACCUCCUGCUCUGGGAGGUGGAUAUGCCUCAAGGAUACAGGGAGCCAGUGGCCUCUCGAUGACACGCGCUUGCCUGUUGGCUGCUGCGGCUGUGGGCGAGCAUGGGGGCUGCCAGCAUCUGCUGUGGAAAGUAGCUCCUGAGUGAAAUGGCUGGGGCCGCUGGGGCCCGUCUUGACACUGCGCAGGGCGCUUCUGGGCAUCUGAGCUGGGGCCCGUCUUGACACUGCGCAGGGCGCUUCUGGGCAUCUGAGCUGGGGCCUGUCUUGACACUGCGCAGGGCGCUUCUGGGCAUCUGAGCUGGGGUGGGAGCUCCUCCGCAGAAGGUCGGUGGGGGGUCUGGUCUGUGAUCCUUGGUGCUGUGUGCCCCACCCCAGCCUGGGGACCCCACUUCAGGAGGCCGGGGCCGUGUCCCGCAGUGCUGACUGGGGCCUGCUUCCCCCUGCCCUUCCUGCUGUGCUAGAAUUCCACAGGAGACCAGGGCCACCGCAGGGGACUGUCUCAGAACACUUGGCUUUUCCGUCCCUUUUUCUCCACACUCCACUGACAAACGUCCCCAACGGUUUCCACUUAUGGGCUUCAGGUGUUUUCAAGCACAUCCCACCAAAACAAGAAAGUACAUUUUCAGAUGUUUUGCUUUCUUGUUUUGUGCUAACGUCACUAAUUUAAAGAUGCUGUUGGCACCAUGUUUAUUUAUUUCCAGUGGUCGUGCGCAGCCUUGCUGCUCUGCGUGGCGCAGGUGCCAUGCCUGCUCCCCGUCUGUGUCCCGGCCACGCAGGGCCAUCCACUGUGACGUCGGCCGACCAGGCCAGACACCCUUUGCCGAGUAAUGACGUGUGGCUGGGACCUUUUUUAUUCUGUGUUAAUGGCUAACCUGUUACACUGGGCUGGGUUGGGUAGGGUAUUCUGGCUUUUGUGGGGUUUUUAUUUUUAAAGAAACACUCAAAUCAUCUUA
This is a messenger RNA of Symphalangus syndactylus (siamang), 4712 nucleotides long. It is a transcript of the gene SLC7A5, whose product is annotated as solute carrier family 7 member 5. Lineage: Eukaryota; Metazoa; Chordata; Mammalia; Primates; Hylobatidae. The record is from RefSeq and is a predicted model, not a curated record. Gene Ontology annotation, cellular component: membrane. Gene Ontology annotation, molecular function: L-amino acid transmembrane transporter activity; neutral L-amino acid transmembrane transporter activity. Gene Ontology annotation, biological process: neutral amino acid transport; amino acid transmembrane transport.